GGAAAACUACGUUCCAGUGCAUGCAGCUGUACUAGCAAAAUAAAUUGGCAGAGAAAAGAAAACAACAGGAGGAUGGCUGGGAUCUUAGAAAUUUUGGUUUUUGUGCUGGUGGCUCUUCUGAUUCUGCGCUUCCUGAGACAGCUCUGGUCACACAGACGCUACCCUCCUGGACCUUUCCCACUUGCUGUCAUUGGAGGCAUGUGGAAGUUUGGGGGAAUAUUUUCACCAGAUAUUUUCCUGAAGCUGGCUAAGCAAUAUGGAAACAUUUACCUUAUAUGGAUCGGACAUAAAUCUGUGUUAGUACUGUCUGGAUUCCAAAUGGUGAAAGAAGGCCUUACAAACCUACCAGAAGUCUUGUCUGAACGACCAGUGACCCCUUUCCUGAAAGCUGCACUUAAAAAAAAGGGUUUGGUAUUUUCCAAUGGUCACACCUGGAAGCAGCAGAGACGGUUCAGUGUCAUUACUAUGCGGAAGCUGGGUCUGGGGAAGACAGGCAUGCAGUUCCAAAUACAAGAGGAAGCCUGUCGUCUUGUAGAGGUCUUUGCACGUGCAAAAGGACAGCCACAUGAUUUUUCACUCCCCAUCACUAAUGCAGUGUCCAGCUUGAUAUGUGUUUUGGCUUUUGGAUACCGAUUUUCUCUUGAAGAUGAAAAAUUCCAAAAAUUGAUGGAUGCCGUUGAUUGCUUGUUGAAAGAUGCAAAUACCAUACUUCACAUGCUGUAUGAAGUCUUCCCAUGGCUCAUGAAACAUUUCCCAGGGCCUCAUAGGAAGUUAUUUGCCUCCGCAGACUUGGUACUUUCAUUUGCAAAGGAGGAGUUAGAAAGGCAUAAGGAGCAACGAAAGGAUGAGCCACAGGAUUUCAUUGAUUUCUAUCUACUUCAGAUGGAGAAAAGCAAGGAUGACCCCAACUCUACCUAUGAUGAAGACAACCUGGCAGAGUGUGUUCUUGACCUCUUCAUCGCAGGGACAGAGACGACUGCUGCUACUCUGAAAUGGGCACUGCUCCUCAUGGUGUCUUAUCCAGAUGUUCAAGAUAAAGUCUACAAGGAGAUGGAGGAUGUUUUUGGUUCCUCCCUUCCCAUUUGCUAUGACGAUCGAAAGAAACUGCCUUACACCAAUGCGGUGAUGCAUGAAAUUUUGCGUGCAAAAUAUCCCUUAUUAAUUGGGAUUCCCAGACGAAGUGCAAAGGAUACGGAAAUGCAUGGUUUUCACAUUCCAAAGGGGACAUUUGUUAUUACAGAUCUGAAGUCUGUUCUUGCUGAUCCCACGCGAUGGGAAACACCUGAAGAGUUCAACCCGCACCAUUUUUUGGACACGGAUGGAAAUUUUAGGUCUAGAGAAGAAUAUCUGCCAUUUGGAGCAGGGGCUCGAGCCUGUGUGGGAGAGCAGAUGGCCAAGAUGGAGAUAUUCAUCUUCCUAACCACCCUGUUGAGGGCAUUCCGCUUCCAGCUGCCAGAAGGAGUGAAAGAACUCAAUAAAAAGCCUGUUUUGGGGCUGACAUUGCACCCCCACCCUCACAAACUCUGUGCUGUUCCCCGCUGCAGUGCAUCAGGAAGCCUAUCAAAAUAAUUACUGUGGUUUGUUUAUUUAUUGCAACAAAUUUCUCCAUUAUU
This is a messenger RNA of Lacerta agilis (Sand lizard), 1613 nucleotides long. RefSeq names its product cytochrome P450 2J6-like. NCBI's taxonomy places the organism in Eukaryota, Metazoa, Chordata, Lepidosauria, Squamata, Lacertidae. The transcript is spliced from 9 exons. Gene Ontology annotation, biological process: xenobiotic metabolic process; arachidonate metabolic process. Gene Ontology annotation, cellular component: cytoplasm; intracellular membrane-bounded organelle. The coding region runs from base 73 to 1569 and encodes 498 amino acids. Gene Ontology annotation, molecular function: heme binding; iron ion binding; oxidoreductase activity, acting on paired donors, with incorporation or reduction of molecular oxygen, reduced flavin or flavoprotein as one donor, and incorporation of one atom of oxygen. The record is from RefSeq and is a predicted model, not a curated record.